Messenger RNA from Puma concolor (puma), 579 nucleotides. NCBI's taxonomy places the organism in Eukaryota, Metazoa, Chordata, Mammalia, Carnivora, Felidae. The record is from RefSeq and is a predicted model, not a curated record.
AUGACAGCACCCCCGUGUACCUUUCCGGUUCAGUUCCGGCAGCCAUCAGUCAGCGGCCUCUCACAGAUCACCAGCAGCCUAUACAUCAGCAAUGGGGUGGCUGCCAACAACAAGCUCAUGCUCUCCAGCAACCGGAUCACCACGGUCAUCAAUGUCUCGGUAGAAGUGGUGAACACUUUAUACGAGGACAUCCAGUAUGUACAGGUGCCAGUGGCUGACACACCCAUCUCACGUCUCUGUGACUUCUUUGACCCCAUUGCUGACCACAUCCACAGUGUGGAGAUGAAGCAGGGCCGCACACUGCUCUUAAUGAAUUCCAGUGAAGCAGCAGUGAAAAAAUUUUUACCCAAGAGCAACUUACCCCGGGUGAUUAUUCGUGACAACCUCAGUGCACAACGAGUCUAUGAGAUGGAGAUAAGAACUUCAGACAAGACCAAGAGAAAGAUGAGCCACUUGUAUGACCAUCUGAAGAAAAAGUUCAUGACCGACCAGCUCAGAAAGCUGGGGUGCUGGAGACGGGAAUCCAUGAACAUCCAGCAGUACCUGGGAAGCAUCCAAGUGAUCCUGAAGGUCCUGUAG